Messenger RNA from Ceratosolen solmsi marchali, 1155 nucleotides. RefSeq names its product Elongator complex protein 5 (gene Elp5). The transcript is spliced from 2 exons. The record is from RefSeq and is a predicted model, not a curated record. Gene Ontology annotation, molecular function: tRNA binding. Gene Ontology annotation, biological process: tRNA wobble uridine modification. Gene Ontology annotation, cellular component: nucleus; elongator holoenzyme complex; cytosol. Lineage: Eukaryota; Metazoa; Arthropoda; Insecta; Hymenoptera; Agaonidae. Bases 227 to 1090 code for a protein of 287 amino acids.
UUGCCGCGGUGUCUAUGGUGUUAUCGCCCUAAUAUACUAUAAAACAGAUUUUUGCGCGCGCGUUACGGUGUGCGUGCGCGUGUGCGUGCAUGAGAGAGACUCAUGGCCGGUCUACCAUGCCGGACUCUAUCUUACACGGCAGUGUCGUAUUUUUAUAAGUGGCCAUAGUAUUUAAUGAAAUUGAAAGGAGAGCAAUAAACUUAGAUAUUGUUGCAUACAUCGUAUAAUGACUCAGCUGCUAAAUCUUUCGCUAAAUGAGUGCAACAAGUUUAUCGUUGUGGAUGAAGGAAUUAAUGCAACGUAUGGUAAGCACUUGAUAAUUGCUUGGUUACUGGCAUUAAGAAAGAAGAAAAUAGACAAUCCUAUCGAUAUCUUGUUAUUUUCUACUCCAAAAUAUUCCUUGACCAAGUAUCUGCAAUCGUCGGGGCUGACAAAUUUCGAAGUACAAGAUUAUUUUAAUUUAAAUAUAGAUGACGAUGAUGUCGACGUGCACGAACAAUUGAAAAGCUUCGUUGCCCAACGUACAAAUUCAAUUUUGGUAAUCGAUUGCUUGGGCACGUUAGCUUUACAAAUUGGGCCAGCCAACACGUGCAGAUUUGUGGAAAAAUUAUCUAAAAAUCACAAGUUUGAAGUUUUUUGUAUUCACAGAAGAGACUUUUACCAAGUUAUUCCUAGAGUAGAAUCCUUAGGUAACGUUUAUGUGAAAUUGGAAAAAUCUGAGCAAGUUAGUUUUGGAUCAAACAUUUAUUAUAAAAUCUCGGUUACUCAGAGAAAGACUCGCGGUAGUAUAGUUCGUUGGAGCGAAAUGGUACAGCAGAAUAUUGAAAAUUGUGUUCUUCGAUCGGAUUCGAUUGUAGACUUCAAAUUUCCCGAUAGCUCGGGUGAAGCGACAAAAACGACUAAAUCUCAAGAAGGAGCUGCGAAGCCACAGGCUUCUUUCAGAUUAGAUAUGAGCGAAGCUGAAAUACGACAGAGAGACAGCGUACCUCUUCCUUAUAUUUUGUCGGAUAAUCCUGAAAAAGAAUCUAAAAUUUUCUACGUACCGGAUGAUUUCGACGAAGAGGAUCCUGACGACGAUUUGGAGAUAUGAUAAAAAAGUAAAUGCGAAUCAUUUUGUCGUGCAUUUAUUUGAAAUACAUGUACGCUUUGACACAG